Funneliformis geosporum is the source of this 387-nucleotide messenger RNA. NCBI's taxonomy places the organism in Eukaryota, Fungi, Glomeromycota, Glomeromycetes, Glomerales, Glomeraceae. The record is from the annotation of a GenBank genome assembly.
AUGCCUGCAGGAUCAGAUUUAUUGGACCGAUUAAAAUCUGAGCACACACGAAAUGACGCAUUGGAUGACUUGAAACGUUUUCUCUCGGAUAACGAUCCUAAUAUCAAAAGUAACAUAUUGUAUAAUUGUAUCAGCUAUAUUGCCUCGCACACCUACCAUUUUACCGACAGACAAUACGAAGAACUUGCUAGUCUCGCGAUAUCUAAUAAGGUGCUCACAACAAAACAGAAAUCGAAUAUUGAAUCUUGGAUCGACAAUCGAGAUGACCUUAUCGAGGAAAAAGGAAGUGGGAUGCAUUACGUUCCUUAUGAUGGGCCGGAUGAUAUCGAUAGGUAUCUAGGACAUGGAGAAUUUGAUGAUGACGCUGGAUAUUAUGUGUGUGAUUAA